UUCCCAGAGUUCUUUGCUCCGCACAUGCGCACUUUCCUUUCCUCGUCCAGUUGUGGAACGACUAGCAUCAUCAAACCUCAUCAUGCAGCUGUUCCUGCGCGCUCAGUCUCUACACACACUCGAGGUGUCCGGACACGAGACCGUCCAUGACAUCAAGGCUCAGGUCCAGGCUCUGGAGGGUCUGUCUGUGGAGGAGCAGGUGCUUCUGAUGUCCGGAUCUCCACUGGAGGAUGAACACACUCUUCUGAGCUGCGGAGUCACCGAGCACUGCACACUGGAGCUCACCGCCAGACUCCUGGGAGGUAAAGUUCACGGAUCUCUGGCUCGUGCCGGUAAAGUGAGAGGACAGACACCCAAAGUGGACAAACAGGAGAAGAAGAAGAAGAAGACGGGCCGCGCCAAGCGCCGCAUCCAGUACAACCGCCGCUUCGUUAACGUGGUUCCCACAUUCGGGAAGAAGAAGGGUCCCAACGCCAACUCCUAAACCCCGAGCACACACACACACACACACUCUGGAGGAGCAUGUGUGCAGAAUAAAGAUGCUUCUUGAGCUGA
Messenger RNA from Pimephales promelas (fathead minnow), 555 nucleotides. NCBI's taxonomy places the organism in Eukaryota, Metazoa, Chordata, Actinopteri, Cypriniformes, Leuciscidae. The record is from RefSeq and is a predicted model, not a curated record.